This is a messenger RNA of Pseudogymnoascus destructans, 2347 nucleotides long. RefSeq lists its product as uncharacterized. Gene Ontology annotation, molecular function: ATP binding; protein serine/threonine kinase activity. The transcript has 7 exons. Bases 542 to 2347 code for a protein of 601 amino acids. The record is from RefSeq and is a predicted model, not a curated record. Gene Ontology annotation, biological process: peptidyl-serine phosphorylation; intracellular signal transduction. NCBI's taxonomy places the organism in Eukaryota, Fungi, Ascomycota, Leotiomycetes, Thelebolales, Thelebolaceae.
CGCCCAUACCGCCCAUACCGCCGCCAUUUCCGUUUAUUCCCAUCUGUCUGAGCCUGGAAUUUCCUUCCCAUAUACCCCCAUCCUCUACAAUUGCAAUUAGUUCUCGCAAACCGACACUCCCAUCUCGCCCUCUGCGUUCUUCCAAGAUUCUCCACGUUGCCACGGCCGUGGCUGGUGCGAACCACGAACUACGAACAAACGACUUCUGCGACCCAAGAUCUGCACACCUCCCGCUUCUCGAACCACCUCACGCCCGCUCCACGCCUCACCGCCGUUGAAACCCGUCUGAUCGGCGACUACGCGCUCUUGUCUCACAUGCCCCCGAUAUCUACAGCUACAACUACGACCGCGACCCCCCGCUCCAAACAGCCUCGCUCCCAGCGCACCACCGAUCUGCUCAGUGCCAGCGGAUCAUACCACAUAUCUACGAGCUCUGCAAACUAGAAUGUGCAGUCGCCGAAUGCUACUUAUCUGAGCGUUUUUUAUCAAGUGCCGCUAUUCCUGCCGGCUCUGCCAGCCUGUCCAGGUUACCUUUGCGACGAUGGGAGCGAGUCAGUCUACGACUUAUGCCCCGGGCGACGAUGUCGGCCUCAAUCACUUCACCCUCGGACGUGUUGUAGGAAAGGGUGCUUUCGGCAAAGUCCGCAUCGUGGAACAUAAAUACACGAAACUGACGUUUGCGCUGAAGUAUAUCCGAAAAGACGACAUUGUACGAACCGAGAGCGUGAGGAAUAUAAUACGAGAGCGCCGAAUGCUGGAACACCUGAAUCACCCAUUCAUAUGCAAUUUACGAUACUCGUUUCAAGAUACCCAAUACAUGUACCUCGUUGUGGAUUUAAUGAGCGGAGGCGAUCUGCGAUUUCACAUUGCGCGCAAGUCGUUUACCGAAGACGCAGUCAAGUUCUGGAUCGCAGAGUUGGGCUGCGCGCUGAAGUAUAUCCAUAAGCAGGGGAUCAUACAUAGGGAUGUGAAGCCAGACAACGUGUUACUGGAUUCGGAGGGCCAUAUCCAUUUGGCUGAUUUUAAUGUUGCAUCGGAUUAUACGCCCCGAAAACCCCUGACGAGCAAGUCUGGGUCACAACCAUAUCUAUCGCCCGAAGUUUGGGCAGGUACAGGAUACGGCCCGGCUGCGGAUUGGUGGUCGUUGGGCGUCCUCUUCUAUGAGUGCAUAUACAACAAGAGACCAUUCGAUACGCACAGCGCCAAGGGCCUCGGCGAACUAAUCAUGAACGCCAACCCCAGCUUCCCAGUCACCUCCCCGCCAGUCACAAUGCCAUGCAUGCACGCCGUCAGCUCAGCACUCGAACCCGACCCAACCAAGCGUCUCGGAGCGACGUGGCAGAGCUUCAUCGACAACCCCUUCUUCCGAUCCGUCGACUUCGAGGCGCUAGAGCGCAAGGAGAUCGAGCCCGUCUUCGUGCCGUCAAAAGACAAGACCAAUUUCGACGCCACAUACGACUUGGAAGAGCUACUCCUCGAAGAAGCGCCCCUGGAAGCACGCACACGCAGACAAAAACCCAGGGAACCGCUCGCGGAAGGCGCAACGGAUAAGGAGAUCCGAGAGGACGAGCUGUACCGCAUGAUCGAGACAGGCUUCAUGCCAUUCGACUACACCCUCGCCGCAUACACCCGCUUCCAAGAAGCCGACGACGCAGCCUUCCGCUCCCGGCCCCCACCGCAAAGCAGCACCACAACCCCCGGCUCCACCCCUUGCAACAGCGAAACCACACCCUCUACAACGAUGCGCUCCAAAUCGCCCGGCAGCGGCGGACCCACGGGUCAUCGUCGCACCCCCUCCAUCUCUGUGAAUGGGAAUGGAACUCCGAUCAAUAGCAACGGCAGUGGCGGUGGUGGCGGGCCAAGCAACGGUUACACCAACCCCAACGGCCACGGCUCAUCCCCGCCCUCCAACCUCAACGCGCCCGUCCGCCUCGUCUCCUCCAAAAACGGCGGAUACCGCGUCUUCUCCACCACGAACCCCUACGACGUCCCUCACGUCCCGCACGUCCCCCCUCCCCAAGCAGGCGCAAAAAACCGCGCUAACGAGAGCGCGAGCCGAUUAGCCAGCCAGUCGAGCAGCUCGAGGAUGGCGAGUAAGGGGGGGGGAUUGCAGGUUACGCUGGGGGAGACGGGGAGUUGGAGUGAGCUGGCGAAGAGGGAUACGACGUUGCUGGCUGAUGCGAAGGAUGUUGGUGAUUCCGGCGCGCAGGGGGUGGCGGGGGCGGGGAAGCCAAAUGGGAUGUUGGGGUUUUUGAGUAGGAAGAAGGGGAGGGGGCAUAGUCCGAAACCGCAGGAGAAGGGGGUGUUGGGGAAGGAGGGGGCGAGGGUUGUGAUUUCGCAGGGUUGA